AUGGACUCGCUAGAUCCAAGCAAGCCCCUGUCAACCGUGGGCACGGAGGACGGGGCGCGGCACACAUGCAGGGCGUGCAGCGGGGACUUGGGGCCUGAUGAGAGCCAGAAGCUGUCUACGGCUCCCAGCAGGAGCUAUGACAGCGCGGUUAGGACACAGAAUGGACAUCCCAACGGCCCUGUCACCCUUCGCAAGCCUCAGACCGACGCCGGCAGCGCCUCUGAAUCCGCCGGGCCGGAAGAUGGCUUCGUGUCAGCGCCGACCACAGGCCCAAGCAGCACCAACACGGCAAACACCAACUCCAUCACUGACAUGACGAGCCUGCCGGACAUUCUGCGCGCGCGCUCGGCCAUGCUCGUCGGCGCCCUCGAGCUUGGCGCCCCCCUGGGCCGCGGCAGCUAUGGCAAGGUCUACAAGGGCAAGUGGAAGGGUGUGACGGUGGCUGUCAAAAUUGUGGAGCACAGCUCGGAGGCCAAUGGGGGCAUCAGGCAGCUGCGAGAGUCCAUCCUCAGUUCCUCCAUAAUCCACCCCAAUGUGGUGUCCACCUACAAGAUCCGCACCAUCCCAGCUGCAUGUGCACACCCUGAUGGGAUUUCCCGCACAGCAAAGCAGCAGGGGAGAGACAUUGGCGCGUAUGCAUCAGACCCCACUGUGGAGAAGGAGGCCGGGAAGGAGGCCGGCUAUGCACCAGACAUGCUGGAAACCUGGCUCCUCCUGGAGUUCUGUGACAGGGGCAACCUGGAUAGGGCCAUCAUGCAGCAGAAGGAGUUCCACCAUCCCAAUGGCAGGCCCAAGCUGGAAUCGAUGUACCGAUGUCUCAUCGACAUGGCGGCUGGCAUGGACUAUCUGCACUCGCUGGGGGUCAUCAAUGGUGACCUCAAGCCGGCCAAUGUGCUGCUCAAGUCCACCAACGCAGACAGCCGCGGCUUCACCUGCAAGCUUGCGGAUUUUGGGUUGAGCCGCGUGCUGGACACGAAUGGGACGCAUGUGAGCACACAGACGUAUGGCACGCUCGCGUAUCAGCCGGCGGAGCUUCUGCGGGAUGGGAAGCUGACCAAGGCCGUGGACGUGUACUCCUUCGGCAUGAUUAUGUGGGAGCUGUGCGCCGGGCGCCGCCUUUUUGAAAACAACAUCACUGGCCAGGUGUUCUACAAGGUGCUGAUGGGCUUCCGGCCGGCCAUCCCUGCGGACAUGGCGCUCGGCUACAGAAACGUCAUGGAAGCAUGCUGGCAGCCCAACGACGCCUUGCGGCCCACCUUUGAUGUCAUCCUGCGCAGCCUGCAGAGGCUGCUGGACGAGCACAUGCAGAUGGAGCAUGGCAUGGAGUACAUGCCCACAAUCCAGAUGGCCUUCUACGACGAAAAUGGCAAACCACCCAAAGCACCCACCAAGGCGGAGUCCCCAGCCUUCUUCAACCAGCUGCAGGCUGCUGCCCGCCAGGCUCGCGACGAGCUCGGCGUGGAUGGGAGGCCUGUCACGAAACGCGCAAGCCCGUUCUCAGACGCGGACGUGGUGCCGAUCUUGGAAACUGCGGAAGUGAAUGGUGACGGGCCGAAUUCAUCUGACAGCUAUGUGCAGAUCAACAGCCUGGGAGGUACGCUGCAGGAGACCAGCUACGAAGUUGGCACGGCGGCGCGCAUGCAGUCCUGGGAGCGGGCAAAUUCCGGCUCGCUCACCCCUGCCCGCCUGGAGGGCGCCGGGCAGGGAGGCCUGCCCAGGCCGGGCAGCUCCGGGCAGCUGGGGGCGACGACGCAUAACUUCUGGCAGCCCACACCGCAGCGCCAGCUCGCGGACAUGGAGCUGUCGCCCUUCAACGCCGCCGUGCGCGGGCGCGAGGGGCCGCCGCUGCCGCAGCCGCCGGGCGCCACCUUCGGCGGCGGCGCCGCCGCGCAGCUGCACCUGGCCAGCCCGGCCGACCGUGCGCCGCCGCUUGGCGUGGGCGAGCUCCGAGCGAUGCUGGAAGGCCGCGCAGGGAUGGCUGCAGCGGCGACAGCGGACAGGGAAUCAUGCAGCUCGAGCGGUGCGGAGUACAGGGCAGCAACGGCGGCGGCCGGGGAGGCCCUCUCGGCGCGGGCCCCGUCGGCCGAGGCGCCGAUGGGCCUGGACGACCUCGCGAGCAUGAUGGGCCGCAAGAAGCGCCGGCCGGUCGUCGCGCCGCCGCUCUCGCCGCAGCCGCCGGCCUCGCCGGACGCCUCCGCGCACCCGGCAGGCGUGGACGUGCCCGGCGCAGCCGGGCUGGAGCCGAAUGGCCUGGCGAUACCGGGGCAGGUGGAAGGGAUUAAGGUGGAAGGCUGGCUGGAGCGGCCGGCGAUCCCGCCCGGCAGCCUGGCCGAGCGCUACCUGCAGGAGCUCGCCGAGGAAGAGGCGGCGGAGGAGGCGGCUGCGGCGGCGGCCGCGGCAGGAGGCGGCCGGCCGCCGAUCUCCGGCGACUUCCCCGCGCAGCACAGCGGGCGGAGCCUGCUUAGCGAGGAGCGUAGCAGCGAGCGGUCCGGGCUGCGGAGCCCGGCGAGCGAUGCUAGCGGCUUGCGCGGCAGCAGCGGCAGCGGUGGCCGGCCGCGGUACGCCCUGGCGGAGGCGCACAGUGUGGCCAGCACGCGCACCAGCAGCGAGCUUCGCGACGAGCGCAUCAUCGCCGAGGAGGCUCCAGACAGCCUUGCUGAGCUGGAUGACUUGCUGUCCCGGCGGCAAUCGCAGCUGGGGGGGUCCAUGUCUCAGACUCCGAUGGACAUGCGGUCUAUGCUGGAGGCAACUUCGUCGGCCGAGACACCUACGGGGAGCCGGCCGCCGAUGGGACCGCAGGGGCAUCUGCUGCGUGACAUGUUUGACGACAGGAACUUUGCUCUGCGGCAGUCGCCCUUUGGCGGGUACACAGCCGUGGAAAAGGGGGAAAGCAUCGAGCACAUGGCCCGCCGCAGCAGCCUUCAGCCCACCAGAAGCGGCCCAGUCGAAUGCGCGAGCAGGACGGAGAUAGAGAUCCGGGGCCGUAACGGGGGCCCGACCGUGGGCGCGCAGCUGCCGCAGAAGGCCAGCCUGCACCUCAUCCGUCGCGACGGCCGCGGCCCAGCCACCACCGGGGCGGCCGGCGGCACGGCCGACAGCCGACGCGGCCGCUCCCUCCCCCCGGAGGACAUGGCACGCAUCAUGGACAUGCGCGCCAGAGCGCAGCGCGAUACGGCCCUUUCGCUCGGCGCGGCGCCCCUCAGCCGGCAGGACAUCAGGCACGCCUCGGGAGAGGGCGCCGCCGCCAAAGUUCCCGGGGGGACCCCGGGGGACACCCCAUCUGCCGCGGCGGCCGCCGCCAUGGAUAACCCGUUUGCGUUCAACGCCUGA
Coccomyxa subellipsoidea C-169 is the source of this 3330-nucleotide messenger RNA. Its product is annotated as kinase-like protein. The record is from RefSeq and is a predicted model, not a curated record. Gene Ontology annotation, biological process: protein phosphorylation. The transcript is spliced from 14 exons. Lineage: Eukaryota; Viridiplantae; Chlorophyta; Trebouxiophyceae; Coccomyxaceae. Gene Ontology annotation, molecular function: protein kinase activity; ATP binding. The coding region runs from base 1 to 3330 and encodes 1109 amino acids.